This is a messenger RNA of Dothidotthia symphoricarpi CBS 119687, 843 nucleotides long. Its product is annotated as nagb/rpia/CoA transferase-like protein. The transcript is spliced from 4 exons. Gene Ontology annotation, biological process: folic acid-containing compound biosynthetic process; tetrahydrofolate interconversion. Gene Ontology annotation, molecular function: 5-formyltetrahydrofolate cyclo-ligase activity. Bases 1 to 843 code for a protein of 280 amino acids. Gene Ontology annotation, cellular component: mitochondrion. NCBI's taxonomy places the organism in Eukaryota, Fungi, Ascomycota, Dothideomycetes, Pleosporales, Dothidotthiaceae. The record is from RefSeq and is a predicted model, not a curated record.
AUGGGUCGUUGGGGGGUGAAUGAGUGUGGGUGCGGUGUUGAGGAGAGGCUGGUGGUGUUGGGAGUCGCAGAACCUCUGGAUGUCAAGGGAGGCGACGACGGUUCGGGGCUGACAGGGAUAACGUCGUCAUCACCAACAACCAUCAUCAUGGCAGGGUCGCUGGCAGCUGUCAAGAAGGAGUUGAGGAAGAAAAUCAAGAAUGUACUAAAGGAGCUUCCCGAGGCUGCUGCUGUUACCCAGACUUCGAAGGCCACAAAGACCUUGCUUGCCAUGCCUGAAUACCAGGCGGCGCGGCGAAUAAGUGUCUACCUGUCCAUGCCAUCAGGCGAGAUAUCUACGUCCAGCAUUGUGCGCGAUGCACUGGCCCAGGGCAAACAGGUCUUCAUCCCCUAUACUUUCAAGUUGAGCAACCCAGAGGAGGGUCAGCCCGAGUCCAUCAUGGACAUGGUCGAACUACGGUCAAUGCACGACUUCGAGUCCCUGCAACCAGACAAAUGGGGCAUUCCGACACCCGACAAGGACGGUAUAUCAUCACGUGCAAACUGCUUUGGCAGCACAGGUAUCACGCAAGGCGAGACACCAACCAGCUCGAGAAAAGAAAGCCUCGACUUGAUCGUCAUGCCUGGUAUGGCAUUCGAUUCAAAGUUUGGUCGACUUGGACAUGGCAAGGGCUUCUACGACUACUUUCUGACGCGCUGUCACCAGUCGUCGCGCAUGCCUUUUCGCGUUGGUCUCUCGUUGACCGAGCAGUUCCUCCCGCAGAGUGAGUCGGUUCCCAUGGACUCGUCCGAUUUUCGCCUCGACGCCCUGAUAACUGGAGAUGGUGAAAUUCGCCGCGCAUGA